Molecule: messenger RNA, 5530 nt
Organism: Trichosurus vulpecula (common brushtail)
Lineage: Eukaryota; Metazoa; Chordata; Mammalia; Diprotodontia; Phalangeridae
Gene: KMT5B
Product: lysine methyltransferase 5B
Exons: 11
Coding region: 235-2937 (900 amino acids)
Cellular component (GO): nucleus
Molecular function (GO): histone H4K20 methyltransferase activity; protein binding
Source: RefSeq, a predicted model, not a curated record
UUUUACUCUCCAUUUUUUCUCUGGAAUUAUUUUUUGGUGAUUAAUUUUCUUUGGGGGCGGAAAGGGCCGUGGGCAGCGCGUGCCCCGCUUGGAGCCGCGGGGCAGCCGGGCCUCCGACCCCGGCCUCCUCCCGAGGGGGAGCGGGCGGCACUCGGGCGGAGAGAAAAUUGAAAUUAUUCUCUAAGCUAUUUGAAGAGAGUGACUAAAUGCCACUGGGUCGGGCUGUCUGUGGGUAUGAAGUGGUUGGGAGACUCCAAGAACAUGGUGGUGAAUGGCAGGAGAAAUGGAGGCAAGUUGUCUAAUGAACACCAGCCGAGUCAAUCCAAAUUUCAGCACACGGGAAAGGACACCCUGAAGGCUGGCCGAAAUGCAGUUGAGAGAAGGUCAAGCAGAUGUAGCGGCGCUUCAGGCUUUGAAGGGCAGAGUCGCUAUGUACCUUCUUCUGGGAUGUCUGCCAAGGAGCUGUGUGAAAAUGACGACCUAGCCACCAGUCUGGUGCUUGACCCCUACCUAGGUUUUCAGACUCACAAAAUGAACACUAGCGCCUUUCCUUGGAGGAGUUCCAGGCAUUUUACCAAAUCUGAUAGUUGCCCUCACACGCACCCGGCGAGAUUUCGUCCUAUUAAAGGAAGACAAGAAGAGCUGAAGGAGGUGAUCGAACGCUUCAAAAAAGAUGAGCACUUGGAGAAGGCCUUCAAAUGCCUGACCUCGGGCGAAUGGGCUCGGCACUAUUUUCUUAACAAGAAUAAAACACAAGAGCGAUUGUUCAAAGAACAUGUAUUUAUUUAUUUGCGAAUGUUUGCAACUGACAGUGGAUUUGAAAUCCUGCCUUGCAAUCGAUAUUCAUCAGAACAGAAUGGAGCCAAAAUUGUUGCUACAAAAGAGUGGAAACGAAAUGACAAGAUAGAGUUGCUGGUGGGUUGUAUCGCUGAACUCUCUGAAAUCGAGGAGAACAUGCUCCUUAGACAUGGAGAAAAUGACUUCAGUGUCAUGUACUCCACCAGGAAAAACUGUGCUCAGCUCUGGCUCGGCCCUGCUGCCUUUAUAAACCAUGAUUGCAGACCCAACUGUAAGUUUGUUUCAACUGGUCGGGACACCGCAUGUGUGAAAGCCCUGAGAGAUAUUGAGCCUGGAGAAGAAAUAUCUUGUUAUUAUGGAGACGGGUUUUUUGGAGAAAAUAAUGAAUAUUGCGAGUGUUACACUUGUGAAAGACGGGGGACUGGUGCUUUUAAGUCGAGAGUGGGAUUGCCCACGCCUGCUCCUGUCAUCAAUAGCAAAUACGGGCUGAGAGAGACCGACAAGCGCUUAAACAGACUGAAAAAGCUCGGGGACAGCAGCAAGAAUUCAGACAGCCAGUCCGUCAGCUCCAACACGGACGCAGACACCGCUCAGGAAAAAAACGAUGCAACUGCUAACAGGAAAUCAUCUGUUGGUGUGAAGAAGAGCAGCAAGAACCGGUCGUUAACACGACCAUCAUCGUCCGUGUCACGGAUCCCAGCAUCCUCCAACUCUACCUCAUCGAAACUCACUCCUCUCCACAAUCCCAGGGUACCAAAGAAACUGAAAAGGCCUGUCAUCAAGCCUUUGCUUUCCAAGAUAAAGCUAAGAAACCAGUGCAGGAGGCCGGAGCCGAAGAGCGCCUCGAGGAAGCUCGAAGUGGGGAACCUGGUCCUCAAAGAGCCCAAGGUGGUUCUCUACAAAAACUUGCCCAUUAAAAAGGACAAAGCAGCUGAGGGACCAGUGGGUGCCACUACGGGCAGCGGGUGCUUGACCCGCCAUGCAGCCCGAGAACACCGGCAGGGGCCCAUGAACGGGGCUCCCGAGCAGGACGGGGAGUCGCCCUGCACCUACAUCACUCGGAGGUCAGUGAGGACGAGAACGAAUUGGAAGGAGACCUCUGAGCCAGCCCUUGAACCAAACCUGUCGGGCAGCUUUCCCAGCAACUGGACGGGCACAGGCCCUGGCACGGACACGGACAGUGUGGAGCCACCCACCACUCAUGCAGUGCAUGACGAGGAAAAGGCUCAUGAAACCACAUCCCCAAAGGGGGGGGAGGGGAGGUCUCCAAAGGAUGACAUAAGCACGGCCAAAAAGAAAUCACGGCAAGGAAAACUUUUGAAACAGUUUGCAAAAGCAGAAGAACCCGUUCCGGUCCUGGAUGCCCCUGAGAGUGAGGAAGCGGUGUCCGACCUCAUCGGCUCUCCCUCUGACCACGGAGAGCCCAGGGACAGAGCGGACGGGCCAGCGGGCCGCCAGGACCGCACGCCUACCGCUAUGGGUGGGUGUUCCGUUGGGAUACCCGAUCAUUUCAAAACAAAAGACAACUUUAGAACUGCAAAAAGCAAAAAAAAACGGCGUAUCACAAGGUACGAUGCGCAGCUAAUCCUAGAAAACAGCUCUGGGAUUCCCAAAUUGACUCUUCGGAGGCGCCACGACAGCAGCAGUAAAGCCAACGACCAAGACGGCGACGGGAUGAACUCUUCAAAAAUCAGCAUCAAGUUAAGUAAAGACCAUGACAAAGAUAACAGUCUCUACGUAGCCAAGCUUAAUAAUGGAUUCAGCUCAGGAUCGGGUGGCGGCGGUUCUACCAAGUUAAAGAUUCAGCUCAAGCGGGAGGAAGAGAGCCGAGGCCCCUACGCGGAGGAGCUGCGGGAGAACGGCGUGUGCUGCCCGGAGACCCUCUCCCUCCUGGAGUCGCGCACGGACGUGGAUGACUACGGCCGGUACGAGGAUGAGAGCGCCGAGGACUCAUCCUCGUCGGACGGGGCCGAGGACGAGGACGAGGAUGGGGAGGACUACGAGGACGACGACUUCGAAGAUGACUUCAUCCCCCUCCCGCCGGCCAAGCGGCUGCGGCUCAUCGUCGGCAAGGACUCCAUCGACAUCGACAUCUCCUCCCGAAGGCGGGAAGACCAGUCCUUGCGGCUCAACGCCUGAGCCUCCGCCGGAGAGAAGGAACCGCAAUUCCAGGCUCAGCGAUUCCCCCACGGAGAAGUCCGCGUGCAGCACUUGUCCUGUGUUCAUUUAUCAGCCUAACUCAUGUUGUAGAGCGUGUACAGCAAGCGCCUGACAGGCGGGCGCACCUUUUUAUUGUACUUUUUACAUAGCCUUCUUACGUGCAAUUCUGAGGUCGAGGGGAUGCCCUGUUGUGAAAUAGAGGCUCGAAGAACAUUGUACAGAGAGACCCGCUUUUCCGACAGGACGGCGGGAACGAUGACGUGGCUACACGAUGAUUUUUAACCCUCGAGAGCAUUCGCCGGCUCUUUGAUACCUGACUGAAUCGUCAUUUACAGAAUCACCGUAGCAGCAUAGUAACGUUUCCGAGUACAUGUUACUAUCACCAGCAAUGACCUGUGGCUCUUUGAUUUCCUUGGUAGGUGUUUUCCCUGGAGUCUUGUCCGUUUUACACUGUAUGCUGUCCCGGAUGGACUGUUGGUGGCCUUGGUCCUGUAGCAAACCGUUGGUUGGAAGUCACACGGAUUUCUUUUUUUUAAAAAAAAGUACGAUGACAAAGGUGUUGACAGUUUGCUAACUUUGUAGUACAUUCUGUGUGCGAGGGUAGCAGUGUGCAGAGCGGAGGUCUGGAUAUGGUGUAUUUAUUGCUUGUUAUGUAAAUUAAACACCUUGUAUUUAACACUUUUCAAUACUUUUAGAUAAAAUUGUUCUUUGCAAGAAUGAUUGGUGCUUAUUUUUUCAAAAAUUUGCUGUGAAACAAUGUGGUGACACCAGGCAACAUUGACCCCAUGAACCACAGCUCGUCGUUUGGCUCUUCAUCGUUUUCUGUUGCACUUGUAAAAUGCUACAAGGAAUAUAAAGAAAUCUAUUCACUUUAACUUAUAAUAGUUUAUGAAAUAAAAACAUGAGUCACAGCUUUUGUUCUGUGGUGCCCUAUGAAAAUGUUUGUCUUGGAGAUUCAAUGGAAAGGACUGAAAACACUGUACAUGUUGUAAAUAUUUGUGUGUUGUGAGAAACUUUUGUCAUGAGACAUUAAAAGAACUUACCAGGAAGGUUUCUCUACAUUCAUGCCAAUGCCAUAGGCUGCCCCGUGGAGCCCCGCACCAGUGGGCCCUCCUGGUUCGCAGCCAGUAGGAGCUGCGGUAGACACUUUGAGGAGAGGGAAGAUGAAUUCCUUAUAAUUUAACGAACAAAGCAACUUUGAUUACAACUUGGUGUCGAUGCCAGCCUCUUGUAUGAUUUCUAUGGAUUAUCUUAUAAAUCACUGAACUCAGAGCUUGAAAGGCUGCUGUGCCAGGUGGCGGUCAUGAGGCCCAUGGCUCCCUUCUGGCCACAUCUGGAGACAGGAAGCAGUAGGAGCCAAGGGGGAUGGGCUGGGGAGGAGCCUUCAGUGUCUGCCCCCCUUGUCCAGCUCCCACUUUCCACUGAAAUGCCAGGGGGUGACCAGAGAGAAGGGCCUUCCUAUCCUCUGGUUCUGGGUUUGUUUGUUUUUUAUUUUACCCUAAUUCUCCUAGGAGGGAGUUCCCUAGUCUUGUCUUCUCUGUUGCCUGUGAGGUUCAGCCCUUCACACGUUCCUUAGGGAGCAGCCAGCCUUGUCUUCAGGUGGUGGGUGUAGAUUUCUUAGGCUGCCAGAUGAUAGUUGGUCUGCAAGCACGAUGGUCUGCCCGUGAGGGGUUCAAGCCCCUCUGGACCUUACCUAGUCCUUACAGCACCUCUAUGCCCCGGGAAGCCAGGUAGUAUCGCAGAGGACAACUCCAGAGCUCAAAAUCAUGUCCUGUCCCUCAAAUCAGUAGUUCACGUUGGGGCCUGGGGCACUGGGGGAUCCAAGUGGGGGAGGGUAGAGGAAUGUCCUGGGCCGGUUCUUUGCAUACUUGGGGCCACCCUUCCAUGGGUUCUAGCUUUCAUUGUGAAGUAAUAAAAGAUCUUUAAUUACAUUUCUCAUUUUUCUUGCUUUUUAAGUUGAGGUUUAUUUUUUUCCUUAUUUAUUUUGUGUCAGUCUCUUUUGAGAUUUCUGUCCCAUGGGUCUCAUGCCAUCAAUACCCUGAUGGAAGACUCACUGCCGUAGCUUGCUGCCUCUCAGGGGUUGGUUUGCACAAGCACCUGGAAGCCACUGGUGAUGCCAUCUCGAGAGUCUGAUCUUCCCUCAUUAGGACAGGAGGUUCAGAGCUGCUGUGGUCCUGGAAAGGAGUAGGGGGGAGGAUCGAGAGUUGUGGGCUGGGGGCCAGUUUGGGACCGAGUGCAGGAGGUCAAAACUCCUGGCUUGAGCUUAUGCAAUGAUGGGUAAAGAUUCAGACAUUGUGAGAGCUUAGGAGAUAAUCGUAGAAAUCUAUGUAAAGAUCCCAUUUUAAAUCAUUUUUCAAAUGACUGUUUAAAUUGUUUGACUGAGUUGUAAUACUUUUGAGAUACUCUGUAUUCCUUGUACUGAAAGAAUGAAUGCCAAAAGGCCUUUUUCAGCAUUUGAGGUAAGUUCUUUACAAUUCAUUAAAAAAAAAACAAACAUUUUUUUACAAAAAUUUUGUACAUGGACUUGCAGUAUUGAGGUUAAUCAUUUUAAUAAAUUCAAAAAUGAAAACGU